UUCGAAGCGCUUCUAGACACUUUCUAUCUUCUUCUCAUUUGACAGAAGGAAAAGGAUAGAAAGUGUCUAGAAGCGCUUCGAAGCGUGACUUGGACCGUACCCUUACAGAUGAGAAAAGAUGUAAAGUUAACCAAUUGUAUAUAUUGGAAAGAUACCGGGUUGUGCAAUAAGAGGAUGUAAAACUUCAUCUAUACAAGGUGUUAAAAUAAACAGAUUACCAAGAGAUGCAAUAAAAAGGAAAAAAUGGAUUACGAAUUGUGAAAAACUUGGUGGAAUGGAGAAUUGGUCCCCACUUGACACUGCAUCUUUAUGCGAAUAUUACUUCAUAACUGAUAUGUGGGAAAAAUCACGCGUAGAUGGGAAAAAAAUUGAAAUGCGACGCUGUCCCAACAAUAUUUGGAGAUUUAGUAUAUCAAGUGAAGGAAAAAGUUGAUGGAAAAGUGAUAGAUGCUGACAUAAAAGAAGUUGUUUUGGUACAAGUAGAUUCUUCGACAAACUUCCAUUUUCAAGUAAAAGAAAAUGUGAGUUUUCUUCCAUUACAUCUGAAGCUGUUACCAAAACAUCUAAACUACCAGAACCAGUGAAUACAGUGAUAUUUGACAAACAUAUAUUUGUGAAAAUGUGACAUAAAAGUGCUUGUGUCGCCAUCAGUGGUAGAUCGAGCGUAUGUGUGUCAUCACGUUAGUAGAUGUGGUGGUUGUUACUGCACAGUCACAGUCUUGUUACGUCGUCACAACCAAAUGUUCAAAGACAAGUUUGCGCAAAACUAUAAGUGAAGGAUUAAUGAGUGUUGUGCUAUUUGUGGAUUCUGAAAAAGUUGCAGUUUCAAUUCAGUAUAAUGGGUAAAAUCCGAAAGAAAUGGUCAGACGAAGAACUCAAAAAGGCACUCGCUGAUGUUCGUUCUGGAAAGUCAGUAAAUGGUAUUAGCAAAUCAAGUGGUAUCCCUAAAUCAACGCUAAUAGCAAAAUGGAAAGGAUAUCGACCAAUUGGAAAGAGAUCAGGCCCACCAACUGUAUUAUCUACUGAGGAAGAGGCAAUAAUAGUGCGCUGGAUGCUUUAUCUCAGUCAACGAGGUUUCCCAGUCACAAAAACACAACUGUUAUAUAACGUUGGUUAUUUAAUCAAAAAACUGGGUCGAAAAACACCAUUUACUGAUGGACUACCAGGGCGUCAUUGGUGUGAAGCGUUUUUACGUCGGCAUCCGAACAUUUCUAGUCGCAUAGCUCAAAACUUGCCCAAAAGUCGAGCAUCAGUGACAGAAGAUAUUCUACGCAAUUGGUUCAAAGAGGUCGAACAGCAUUUAGCUGAGAAGCAGUUAAUAGACAUCGAUGGAGCCCGGAUAUUUAAUUGUGAUGAGUCUGCUUUCUAUCUUUGUCCGAAAGGGGAGCGUGUGCUGGUCAGAAAAGGAGAUAAGGCAAUUUAUAACUUCACGCAAAAUGACGAGAAGGAAUGCUUGACGGUGCUAUUCAUGACAAACGCUUCAGGCACAUUGGCUCCCCCAAUGAUAGUUUUUCCCUAUAAAAGAAUUCCCUAUAGCGUCUCGCAAAGUGUACCAAUUGAUUGGGGUGUUGGGAACUCGGAAAAUGGAUGGAUGACGGCCGAAACUUUCUAUAAAUAUAUGAGUAACAUUUUUGAGCCAUGGUUGACAGCACAGAACAUUGAGAGGCCGGUUAUUCUGUAUGUCGACGGACACUCUUCAUAUAUGACGUUACCGACUGCCGAGUUUUGUAUGGACCAUCAGAUAGAACUUAUAGCAUUGUUCCCGAAUGCUACACACCUGAUUCAGCCGCUUAACGUUGCUCUAUUUCGAACUCUUAAAUCCAGUUGGAAAGACUGCAUACAUGACUGGCGAGUGCAAAACCAGAGGAAGUUACGAAGAGAAGAUUUUGGACCGCUCCUCAAAGUCGCUAUUGAAUGCAUAGAACUUCCAAGGGUGAUGAGCAAUGGUUUCAGGAAAUGUGGCCUCUUUCCAUUUUCAGCCGAUGCACUCCAAUACAAUCAACUGCUGCAGAAGACAAAAAAUGAUAAGACGACUCUAGUAACUUCGAGACCAGAACAGAAUGCUGAAAAUCAUUUAUUGUUUUUUGAGAGCAACAUCGAAAAAAAUUUAUUGGACAAAUUCAGACGUGCUAAUGAAACUGGAACCUAUAGCGGCAACAUCGAAGACCUUGGCCUCUUCUUUUUUUGGCAAAAGAUUUUGAAAUUAUCAAGUAACAAUUUUAAUAAGUUUUAAUUUUUUAAAAUUUUCUUAAAUUACUUUAUAUAUAUAUUAUAUAAUAUAUAUACAUAUAUUCCAAGGAUAAUUAUGAUUAUUCAUGAACUUAAUCGCGUGUUGUAUAACUGAUUUGAUUUUGAAAUGAAUUUAUUUUUUAAUUCGUA
Molecule: messenger RNA, 2379 nt
Organism: Ooceraea biroi (clonal raider ant)
Lineage: Eukaryota; Metazoa; Arthropoda; Insecta; Hymenoptera; Formicidae
Cellular component (GO): nucleus
Molecular function (GO): DNA binding
Source: RefSeq, a predicted model, not a curated record